Thermothelomyces thermophilus ATCC 42464 is the source of this 2774-nucleotide messenger RNA. RefSeq lists its product as uncharacterized. The transcript has a single exon. NCBI's taxonomy places the organism in Eukaryota, Fungi, Ascomycota, Sordariomycetes, Sordariales, Chaetomiaceae. The record is from RefSeq and is a predicted model, not a curated record. The coding region runs from base 375 to 2690 and encodes 771 amino acids.
AGAAGCAUGUUCGUGGCUGACCGGGGAACUUGGUAUGCGCUCUGUCUAGCCCUCCGCCAGUGUUCUUCAACAAGGUCAAGCACAGGCACACAUUUUCCGCCUCGGCAAUCCUCCGGUGGUACACGAUCAAUCCCGAUGAGGACGCGCCGCUGAGACCGCCCACUGCGCCUUCGCGAAAUCCUUCCCCUGCCGGCCCAUCUCCGCGUUUCAAGCCGACUGCUGCGCCUCCGACCCUCCGCCCACCACCGUCUCGCUCCGACGGCCCGCUGGCCGUGUACCCCGGGGAGCAAUUAGAUCUUUCGCUAAGGACACAACGGGCCGACUCGAGGAUGCAACAGCCGACGGGGUCCCAGUCGGUACCCAGCUCGCCCGGAAUGGAGCACGCACCGCUGGUCCACAUGCCGACGGCCCACCCGGACGGCGCGUUACCAGGGCCGGAGCGCUCCGGGGGAUACAACAAACCGCGACGCCUGUCCAACAGCAGCGCCAGCUCCGCCACCAGCAGCGUCGUGUCCGGCCAAGACAGCUUCGACAGCCGCGCACGUGCCGCCUCGGUCGCCAGUAGCCAGACGAGCUUCGACUCUUACAGCCCCGGCGUGAGCCCGCGCCCGGGCGUCACCCCUCCUGCCACCUGGGCAAGCAGCGGCGCCGGCCAACAGUACCCUUGGCAGAGACCCGCGCCCCUUAAACAGCGGCGCAAAGCGCAACCAGGGGAGCUGUUCGCGGCGCUGCCGGGAGAGGUCCUGGAGCUGAUCCUCGAGGAGCUGCGCAAGCUCCACCUGCGGCCGGGCAGCAGCAGUUGUGCUACGUGCUGGAUGCGGGACUGUUGUUCGGUUGCUGUGGCUGCCCGCAAGUUCCUACGUUACGCCCGCGAGGCCUUGUACCAGCAUAUCCAGCUAGUGGGCCACGAGGGGCCUGCCAUGAAGAAACGGACCAAGACGGCUUACGGGUCGAGGUUGGUCUUGUUGCGCCGGACGCUCAGGGCGAACCCGCAGAUUGCCGCCAUGGUGCGGUCGUUAAAGCCACCGGCGCGACCGCUCUCUGUCGCGGCGGUCGCAUACAACGACCUGAUCGCUUCGGUAGUGAUGGCGUGUCCGAAUUUCGAACGACUGGUCGGCUAUUACCCCACGUAUGAUCACUCGUUUCAGCGGUUAUUCCACGCGCUGUCGACGCGGACGAGUCUGAAAACCAUGAAUUGGAUUCUCGAGCCUUCGGCGCAGCAGCGACAGCAGAGGACGCGCUCGUCUGCGCGCAACGACAAUUGGGGCCCGGAAGACCUGCCGUCGCAGGAGGCUCAGCUGUUCAUGGCGUAUCACGCCAAUUGGAGGCAGCUCACGACGCUGGUCGUCCACUGCCAACCGGGGGCAGCCUUGGGCCCAGCCGACCUUCUAGACUGUACGAUCAAAGCGCUGCCGUCGCUGGAGAAUCUCUACCUCUCACAUGCACCUCGGACAACUUUCGACGACACCAGCCUCCUCUCCCUUCCCCCACUCAAGAAGCUGUCCCUGAACUACUGCACCGGCGUCACAACAGCAGGCCUCUCGUCGCUUGCGACCCGUCGGAACAGCGUCUCGAUCCAAACGCUGACGCUUCUCCACAUGAACGUCGAGUCCCUCCCUGCCAUUGCCCGCAUCUUCUCUUACCUCACGAACCUCGAAACGUUCACGAUCGUUCAGACUUACGCCCCCGAAAUGCCCCCGGACGAGUUCAUCAUGCUCUUCCCGUACCUCGCCUCCCAAUCGCUCCGCAAGCUCCACUGGGAUAUCCCCUAUCUCCCCAACACGGUCACGCCGGCCGACACGAUUCUCGCGCGGAGCAUCGCCGCGGGAGGUUUCCCAUCCUUGCGAAUCCUCUGCACGCCCAACGACCCGGAAGGCAUUUUCCAAGCCCUCUGCGCGCCGCGCGAACGCAUCGACCUGCCCGCGGACCGCUACCGCGCCCCCUUCCCGGGUGCCGCCGGUCCCGGCAGCAACGCGCCUUGGGGACACACGCGGAAUAGCUCGAGUUUCUCAUCGACCCACAGCCGCGGAAGUUUCGCUGGCGGAGUGGGCGGCGGUCUCCUAUUCGGCAACGGCAAGACGACCGGCUUCCGCAACAGCCCCGCCCGGCCCGGUACCCCGGGCACUCCCGGCACCCCCGGGAGCACGCCGCCGGCCAGUCCGCUCUUCCCCCCUCCGGACGCGCUGACGAUUGCCCGCGAGAACAGCAAUCUCCUGCAGGCCCGGCUCGCCGCGCAGGCCCGCCUCGAGGCGGCGCAGCGCAUCCCACGGUACCUCGUGACCGUCGUGGACGAGCGGGGCGCGCUGGUCGAGAAGUUCGGCGUCGGCGCCUAUCUCGGGCGCGUCGAGUCCCGCAUCCGUUAUGUGCUCGCGCCUGACGGGGCGACGGGCGCGACGGACGAGGGGGGCGGCGUCGUGGCGGUCGAGGACCUCAUGAGGGAGGACGGCGGGGAGAUGGUCGGGCUCAUUGACGGCGGGGAGAAAAAGUCUAAGCGGAGAGGCGGAGGGGAUCGGGACGGGAUCGACAGUGACGCCGAGGGCAGCGGCGGCGUCGGUGCGGGUGCGAAGGGGAGAAGAGAGGGGUGUAACGGGAGGUGGAACAGUCAUAAUAGCGCGGUGGUGGAUAAGAAGGAUAAGGAACGGUGGUGGCAUCAGGAACGGGGGAGGUGGCGGGAGUUGGUGCUUUCAUAAGGGGAGGAGGAGGAGGAGGAGGCUAAUAAUACAUAAUGGUGUGGGAUAGAAAGGGGGAUGAUGCGAAAUUUAGGGGUAGGGGAG